CGGCGCGCCACUGACGUCACCGCCGCCGACUGCUUUCUGGGAGGCAGGAGUGGAAGCCCCGCGAGUUGGUCAUAAUGGCAAGCGAAGAAAUUAAUGAAGACUACCCAGUAGAAAUUCAUGAAUAUUUAUCAACAUUUGAGAAUUCCAUUGGUGCUGUGGAUGAGAUGCUGAAGACCAUGAUGUCUGUUUCUAGAAAUGAGUUGUUGCAGAAGUUGGACCCACUUGAACAAGCAAAAGUGGAUUUAGUUUCUGCUUACACGUUGAAUUCAAUGUUUUGGGUUUAUUUGGCAACGCAGGGAGUUAAUCCUAAGGAACAUCCAGUAAAGCAGGAAUUGGAGAGAAUCAGAGUAUACAUGAACAGAGUCAAGGAAAUAACAGACAAGAAAAAGGCUGGCAAGCUGGAUAGGGCUGCAGCUUCAAGAUUUGUAAAAAAUGCCCUAUGGGAACCAAAACCUAAAAAUGCAUCCAAAGUUGCCAAUAAAGGAAAAAGUAAAAGUUAACCUUUUGAUUUUGAUGUACACAUAUUGAAAAAGUACAUAAUUUUUAUUGUUUUCCACAAAAUAGAUGAUGAUUAUGUGGCAUGGUAAGGUUUAAAUGUAUUCCAUAUUGACUUCGCAUGUAAAAUUUGCAUUUUAAAUUUGUAAUGCUAAAUACUUUUCCCCCAGGAAGAUUAAGUUAUCCUUAUUGAUUUUCCUAUAGAACAUUAUGAGGUUUUUUAACAUUGUGGUAUAUUUUAUAUUUAUAGUUUACUGUCUCUUGACAAGACUCUUAUUUCCUUAUAUAGGUCAGUUUUUCAAGUGCCAUUUUAUAAGCAACUAUGAAAUUUAAGUUAACUGUUCUUUGCA
Eubalaena glacialis (North Atlantic right whale) is the source of this 845-nucleotide messenger RNA. It is a transcript of the gene C1D, whose product is annotated as C1D nuclear receptor corepressor. The coding region runs from base 75 to 500 and encodes 141 amino acids. The record is from RefSeq and is a predicted model, not a curated record. Lineage: Eukaryota; Metazoa; Chordata; Mammalia; Artiodactyla; Balaenidae. The transcript has 5 exons. Gene Ontology annotation, molecular function: RNA binding; DNA binding. Gene Ontology annotation, biological process: regulation of gene expression; maturation of 5.8S rRNA. Gene Ontology annotation, cellular component: exosome (RNase complex); nucleolus.